AAUGAUGGGAGACCAACCCCUGUACAAGUCAAAUCAUGCUGUGAACAACACAGAAAACCUGUACUAUCCACAACAGCCACAAUCCAGCACUCUGACCAACAUGAGUGGAAAUCUGAAUCAUAGUUAUGGAUCGACAGGCAUGGACACAUCUCAGACUUCUCCGCCUUCCCCUCAUUUUCCUCCACAUUCAAGGGAAGCUGCAGUAGCAGGAACUAUGCCGGUUGUUACCAAAAGCCUUAUGAUAGAGCCAUCUAGGCCAAACAAUUGGCCUCAUUCCAAUGCUGGCAAUCAUGUUCAAAUGCAGAAUGAUCUUAACAAUCCCUCUAUGAUGUGGACCUCCACUGCUCAGACUGAUGCUCCAGAUGGAUAUUCUUAUGUAUAUUCUUCAGCAAAUGACAAUUCCUCACAGAAAUUGACUAGUGAUGUCUUGCACAAGUUGGACUCCUUCACACAGGUUUUUACAAAUCAGAACCUCCGAUUGCAACAGGCAAAUAAUGUAGCAUCAAGCCAGCCAAGCCAGACUGCCAUGGUUGAGAAUGUACGUGACAGCACACUUCGGCAACUGCUGUCCCAGAAACCUCCAGCUGAACAACAAGCUACUGUACUUCCAAUGCAGAGAUUCCAACAUUCCUUAACACAACAAAUGCAUUGUGCGUUUCCAGUUACGCAAUCGAAGCAACAGUUGCAAGCCAUCCAGCAGCAGCAGCAACAACAACAACAGAUGUAUUUUGAGUACCAACAAUUGGCUCAGCUGCCACAACAGCAGUCGGUGUUGCAGCACUCGCAGUCGCACGUUCAGCAGCUGCAGGCUCAACAGGUGUUGUCUCAGCACAUUCAGCAACUACCGCAGCAACAAUAUUUUGUACGUCAACAGCAGUCGCAGCAACACACUUCAGCACAGCAGCAGCAGCAGCAAUGCCACAUGCAUUCAGUUCAGUUCUAUCAGUCGCAGCCGAUUUUGUGUCAGUUGCAGCAACCGAUGCAGCAGCAAAUGCAGCCGCCACCACCUUACCACCGAGACCAAAACCACAAGGCCAUGCAGCAGCCACAUCAGUACUCCCAAGAACAAUCCCACCCUUCUCAGCACAUUCAGAUGGCUGCACCCUCUCAGUAUUUCUACCAAGAACCGCCACACUAUAGGCAUUUGUACCAGCAAAGUCAAUUGCAUCAGCAACAAGAAGAAGCUAUGCAACAGAAACAAUUUAAUGCAGAAAGUCGGAUUCAGGCUUCUCUUGCCCACCAUAAAAGCACUCCUGCUUCAGAGAUUGCAGAAGAAGUGUCAAGGAAGGAACUAAGUAAUAUGAGUCAUCCUGGGGGACUUAUGGUUCCCCAAAGACAUCUUAUAACACCAUCUAAUAUCCCUCAUGCACCUGUCAAGGUAUCUCAACAACAAUCUCAUAAUUAUACUUGGUCUCAGAUUUCUCUGACUGACAUCAAACCAGGGGAACCAACAGUUGAACUCAGUGGCCAAAGUAGGCUUCCAUUCCAGGAAAGGGCAGAUAUCAAGAACAGGCUGACGUGUACAAUGUGCCACAAAGAAUUCAAGAGCCUACCUGCCCUUAAUGGCCACAUGAGGUCUCACGGUGGUCAAAGGACAUCUCCCAAACAGGACCCCUCUGUAACUGAGGCUGAAAGCCUUUGGUUGUCUGUACAGGAUGAAGGAGAGAAGCAGCCUAAAGAGGUGGAUCACCUCAUGCCCAUCAUCAUGCCUGUCUCUGUGCCUGUAAAGCUUCAGCCUGCUGAGCCCAGCAAGCAGGCCACCACUGCCAAGGACAAGCCUGCCAACUCUGUGUCAGAUGACGAAAUGCCAGUCCUCACGAAGAUGACUGAUUCUCCACCACACGCUCCCAAAGUGGCCCAACCCUGCUCGUCCUCUGAAACCGUCCGAAAGUGUCAACCCAGCGGUUCACAGACAGAAGAUAGCUACAGAUCUCAGCAGGACAAAAAGAAGUAUCGACAUAGGCCAGAACCUCUCUACAUCCCUCCACCUUCUGUCAACCUCUCUGCUUCAUAUCCAGGUGCUACCCUGUACCAAAGUCAGCUCCGCUCACCUCGAAUCAUGGGAGAUCACCUGCUGGACAGGACACAUGAGCUCCCACCCUACACACCACCCCCGAUGUUAAGUCCAGUGAGACAGGGCUCAGGCCUUUUCAGCAAUGUCAUUUCAUCUUCAUAUGGUGGCACUUAUCCUGCACUGCCGAUUACCCCUUUAACGCCACGCGUCCUGCUUGGCCGAGCUAAUAGUAUUGAUGCAAUGACAAUAACUCCUGGACCUGGGGAACAGACUGUUGACAUUGAACCGCGAAUCAAUAUGGGAUUGCGGUUUCAAGCGGCGAUCCCAGCAUUGCAAGAUAGGUCGUUGGUUGAAAAGGAUGUCUCCAAAGCUGACUUGGUGUGGAAGCCUUGGUGUGAAAUGGAUGACCCAGAAGUACAACAAAAAGUGGAGGAUCUGCUGAACAUGGCUUGCUCUAGUGUCCUACCAGGUGGUGGGACAAAUCGAGAACUUGCCCUACAUUGUCUUUUUGAGGCAGAUGGUAACAUUUUGGUGGCUGUGGAGAUUUUACUGAUGAGGAUGCCUAUUAAAGCCAAAUCGCAUCCGCUGGCAGAUUAUCACUAUGCUGGCUCUGACAAGUGGACAACGACAGAGAGGAAACUAUUCAACAAAGCUCUGAGUGUACAUAAUAAGGACUUCUUCCUGGUUCAGAAAAUGGUAAAGUCCAAGACAGUGGCUCAAUGUGUUGAAUAUUACUACACUUGGAAAAAGGUCUUGCGAUUAGGUCGAAAGCACAGGACCCGCCUUGCAGAAAUGGAGGCAGAGAAAAUGUUUAGUGAUGAAGAUGAAGAUUUGGAGGAUGAGGAGGAAGAAGACAGAAAAUCAGAUCAAGAUGAUAAUACGGAAAUACAGAAGUCCCCCUUGCCACUACAAAUGAUUACUGUGGAGCAACCAGUUGUUCAGGGACCUACAUUCAUGUGUGAAAUGCCUAAUUGUGGUGCAAUAUUCAGCUCCAGACAGGCUUUAAACGGCCAUGCACGUAUUCAUGGUGGUUCAAACCAGAUCCCAAAGCUGACUUCUGCGGCUAAACUUAAAGUGGGAGGAAUUCAGCCUGGUUACACCUCUCUGAAGAACUCUCCUGCACACAGUACAACCAGUGGUGAAACAGAUGCUGCUACAAUUUUCCCUUGCAAGGAAUGUGGAAAGAUGUUCUACAAGAUUAAAAGUAGAAAUGCUCACAUGAAAACACACAGACAGCAGGAGGAACAGCAGAGACUGAAGGCACAGAAAGCUCUUGAAGUUGGUGAAAUAGCGACAAUAGCCAGGCCUGCUACUCCAGUAACACAUGUGUUACUUCAUCCAGAUCACAUGAGUAUGGUAAAGCGACAAAUCGAAGUGGAGGAUAAUGACCUCAUUCAGGGUUUAGAAGAUGUGAUGGAGGAAUCAGAUGUCAUGGAUACAGACCUACUUUUAGAUGAGGAAGAUGGAGAAUUUCUCCAGGGUGACGAUUUGUAAAUCUGUUUAUAUAUUUUAUUUUAUAUAAAGAGUAACCCAAUUACAAUUAAUUAAACAAACUUGCUACUUUUUCUAAGUCAUCAGGAAGUCCUAAAACUAGUUCAAAUGCAGUGUGCAUAAAACAUCCCAGGCGAGUUGCACAUAGAGAAAACUGCUCUUGACCUGCCUUUUUGUCAUUUAUACCGUUACACAGGCCACAAAGACCUAUGGACUUUUAUUUUUCCCUCUCAGCUGCUUGUUAAAAGUUAUUUCAAAGCAUCGAAACCAAACGGAUUUUUUGCUAAAGUGAAAAGAUUUGUGUCUUGAGUAAAAGUUUCGGAAAUUAAAUUGUCUACUUUCCUAUAAAAUGAAACAAAGCUGUAAAUAAGGUUCAAAAUUAUAUAUAUUUUAAAGGAAAUUGUCAAAUCUGAUUUGUUUACGGAUUUAUUUAACUGCUGUUCCUUGGUGUUAUCUAGCAGGUAGGGUGUAAAUACUUUAUAUCCCAAAACUCUAUUAUGAAAGCAAAAUAUUUUUGGAAGUACAAGUGUCAAAAUGCCUCAGAAAGAAGAUCUUUCACUGGGACUCUCUCCUGUUAUUACAAUGUUGUACAGAUUUAUUAAAGCUUUAUUUUAUUAAUUUUGGGGUACCGAUAGUGGCCAGAUUGCAUGCCUUUUACUCCAUAAUGUAAUUUAUUUUUUUUAAUUGCACUGUUAAGUGUUUUUUUCUAAGGAGUGUAUGGAGCCCUUUCCAUACAUUAUCAUCUUUCUGCUAUAACUGAAUGCAGUGUCUUUGUCACGUUAUAAAUGAAGCACUAUGUAUAGACCAGUGAAUGACUUCACUUUGUGAAAUGCUUUUGUUGUAUAUGCAAAAAAAAACUUCAGGAAGAUUUCUGUGCCAUCUUCUUGGGAAGACCAUGUAAUUUUAAAAAAAAAAGGCAUCUUUAAAAUAAGCAGUAUUUUCCUGGGAAUUUAAUAUUCGCGCUCUCAACACAAGUUGUGCUUGAAUAUGUACCUAUGUUUUUUUAAGAAAAUGUGAUGGGAUUGACUGAUUUUUUUUGUUCCCUAUUAAACUAAUCUAAAAAAG
This is a messenger RNA of Carcharodon carcharias (great white shark), 4570 nucleotides long. Its product is annotated as transcriptional-regulating factor 1. Lineage: Eukaryota; Metazoa; Chordata; Chondrichthyes; Lamniformes; Lamnidae. Gene Ontology annotation, molecular function: transcription corepressor activity. Bases 2 to 3508 code for a protein of 1168 amino acids. Gene Ontology annotation, biological process: negative regulation of DNA-templated transcription; regulation of transcription by RNA polymerase II. Gene Ontology annotation, cellular component: transcription regulator complex; histone deacetylase complex. The transcript has 14 exons. The record is from RefSeq and is a predicted model, not a curated record.